CUCUCUCUCUCUCCCCCUCUGUGUGUGUGAUGCUGCAGCUCCUGUAGUCUCUCCAGUCUCCUGUAAACAGCAGUCAUGGCGACAGUGGUCCAACCGCUCACUCUGGAUCGAGAUGUUGCCAGGGCUAUAGAGCUGCUGGAGAAGCUACAAGAGUCAGGUGAUGUACCCGGUCACAAGCUCCAGUCCCUGAAAAAGGUCCUUCAGAGUGAGUUCUGUACAGCCAUCAGAGAGGUGUACCAGUACAUGCAUGAAACGAUUACAGUGAAUGGCUGUCCAGAGUACCAGGCCAGGGCCACAGCCAAGGCCACAGUUGCGGCGUUUGCAGCCAGCGAGGGUCACUCCCACCCCCGAGUGGUUGAGUUACCCAAAACAGAGGAAGGGCUGGGCUUCAAUGUGAUGGGUGGAAAAGAACAGAACUCACCUAUUUACAUCUCCCGCAUCAUCCCUGGAGGUGUAGCUGAAAGACACGGAGGCCUAAAGCGAGGAGAUCAGCUGCUGUCUGUCAACGGCGUGAGCGUAGAAGGCGAACAUCACGAGAAGGCGGUGGAGCUGCUGAAGGCGGCCAAAGACAGUGUAAAGCUGGUGGUUCGCUACACCCCUAAAGUGCUGGAGGAGAUGGAGGCUCGCUUCGAGAAGCUCCGCACGGCCCGACGACGUCAGCAGCAGCAGCUCCUCAUGCAGCAGCAACAACAGCAGAACCUGACUCAGCAGAACCACAUGUCGUAGGUUGUUCCAAAAGAAGAAGAAGUGAAAGGGAGCAAAUUGUGGAUCUCAAAGACCAUCUGUUUGUGUUGAGCAUCCCGAAGGAAUCUCCCCAUCGUGGAGGAAGCUGUACCAACAAAGAAGGCUUUUUUACUUCACUCUCUCCCCUCCAGUGUGUACCAUCGAUUACUGAGCAAAAACACCGAGAGCCAGUUGUCCUAAAAUUGGUGCUUUGUGGGAGGCCAACACUGAAAGUCGUCCAUUUUAACUUUGUAUUCCCUUUUUCUAAGUUGUUCUCCCUGGAUAGUUCAAGGUUGUGACUCUAAAUGAAUUUCCUUUCUUGUGCUUGUUGUUUUGUUUACAGUCAUCCAUUUUCGAUUGAAUACCGACACCCAUGACACCGUGGCACCUUUGCCAUUUUGCCAUAGAUAUCAUUUGUACAGUGGUGUUUCUAUUGAUUCCUCAACUGGUGCUUGUGUCUCUGUACGAAUGACCAUUCAUUUGUCCUGUUUUGGAAAAACGUGAACUCUUUUUUACCUUCUAUAUUGUAGCAAGAAAAGAUUUUGUAUCUUGUAGGUUUAGCAAUAACGCACAUGCUUCAGUUUGACAUUUCACCACUAAAUUCACGAUCAAAUACGUACAACACAUGCAGAGUUUAUGGGAUAUGUGCAAAUGAUAAAGCAACCUGGGUCUCAUGCACUGAAAGGCAGCUUCUGAGUCCAAAUCUAUCCUUUGUGCCAUUUAAAGAGAUUACUGAUUUGCAGAGAUAAAAAAAAAAAAAAGAGAGCGAUAUAAAAUGUAUGUUUCCAAGAUUUUUUGACAAGGUCCAAAUCAAUAAUAAAUAUCUACUGUGUCCUAUUCCCGACAGAUGAAUAGAAUGUCAGUUUAAAAGAGUAAAAACCUAAAUCAAAAUAUGGUAUUAUCUUUAUUUUUCAGACUUCUCUAUUUUAUAGUUCAUGAGAGCAGAGAUUUAACAUAAAGUUUUAUUGUUCCUUUUAGAUAUUAUGUAUUCUUCAGACUUGCAGAUUAUUAUUUAAGUUUAUUCAUUGUAUAACAGCUGAAUGCUAGCACAUAGUUGAUGUGGUGUUGAUCCUCACACUUUUGUUUUGACAAUCAUUGUAAGCAGCGAUGACACUCAGAAUCUGAUGUUAAGCUUCUCCCUCCAAACCCGGUACCUGAACUCCCUCUGUCAAAGCACCAGAGUGGGAAAAACCCCCACAAAGGUCUGUAUUUGUGUUUUUUGUUGUUUCCAUCUUUGGUGCUAAGCUUUGUGGUGGUGGUGUCUUUGCACUGCGCUUGCCAGAAAUUCCUUUUAGAGUUCUGAGUCUUCGAUACUGUUUUUGUUGUUUUCUUUUCUCUGUAGGUGGUGGGCUUUAUUUUGUCAGUUUAAACAUACAUAAAUGCUUUUGAUGCUUAGACUGUCUCUGUCUGUUUACCAUAAGCAAACACCGAACAAAAAAACAAAAAAAAUGCAUCAAUUCCAAUAAGCCAGAGGAUUUUUGCUUCCCUAAAAGAGACCAACCAGUCGCUGUAUCAUAACAGCACAUACGAGGCUUAUUAAUGUGUCAAGUUGCAUUAUCGAUCCUUUAUUACAGAUUUUAUUAUUUACUAUCAGCCACAAACGAUUGCAUUUUCACCCUUAAUUAUCUCUGAUUUCUUAAUUACAUCUAAUUGCACAAUUUACAGAUAGUCCAUUUAUAAUGUGUGCCACACUGCCAGAUAUGGCCAUUUCCUAAAUCACCUGUUUGCAGUUAAAUGUAGUUAAUGCCAAGUCUGUGGUAUUACUGUUCCUGACCAAACUGCUCAGGUUUUGUAGGAAGCCCAUCAUCUGAUAAACAACAACAUUCUGUCCAUCCUUCAUGUCUCAAUCAGAUAAAUCCUGUUUUGUAUCUUUAAAUCACAGGUACUCUUUCUUAAUUGACUUGCAUUUUUGAAACUGAUGGUCCUGUACUUAACGUAAAGAUGAAAAAAGACAGAAAACUGUUGAUAUGCAAUUGUUAUACAUAAUAUAUUUGUAUAAAUAAAUCUAUGUGCUUGUGUACAGUGAA
Sphaeramia orbicularis (orbiculate cardinalfish) is the source of this 2750-nucleotide messenger RNA. It is a transcript of the gene lin7a, whose product is annotated as lin-7 homolog A (C. elegans). The transcript is spliced from 6 exons. Lineage: Eukaryota; Metazoa; Chordata; Actinopteri; Kurtiformes; Apogonidae. Gene Ontology annotation, molecular function: protein binding. The record is from RefSeq and is a predicted model, not a curated record. The coding region runs from base 76 to 726 and encodes 216 amino acids.